AUGUCAAAAUGGACCCGGGUACCGGUUGCACUGCCGGCACCCGGCACCGCAUCUGGCACCGCCUGGCGGGUACCACGGGUCUUUCAGGCGGGUACCAGCGGUACCUGCCGGGUUUUUUUGGAAAAAUCGCAAUUGGGAUCGGAAGCUAGCUCAAGCUCAAGAGCAACAACACCGAGCGGUCCAAAUAACCCGUCACAAAAAUCUUAUCAGAACCUUUGGCAACACUCCAUGACACUAGAUCUGCCGUUGAAGAGCUCGCUCAUGAACCACCUCUACCAGCCUCAAGCCAUGACCUACCAGCCUCAAGCCAUGACCGACAUCUAG
This is a messenger RNA of Puccinia graminis f. sp. tritici CRL 75-36-700-3, 324 nucleotides long. RefSeq lists its product as uncharacterized. The record is from RefSeq and is a predicted model, not a curated record. The transcript has 2 exons. Bases 1 to 324 code for a protein of 107 amino acids. Lineage: Eukaryota; Fungi; Basidiomycota; Pucciniomycetes; Pucciniales; Pucciniaceae.